AAGACAGUAAAAUUAGAAGUGCAGUGAUACCCUAAUUAAUAAGCUGUGAUGGUUACUGAAGUAACUGAAGAAAACAUAAUCCCAUAGAAGCUUCUUGCUGAAUCCAAAUGAUCAUUUUAAACCAUUUAAAAUGUGUGCCUCAAAUUUCAAGAAAGUUUACAUGGUAUAUUUUGUUAAUUCUAAAUUUUGAUAAACUGAAUAGAAUUUCUUCUGAAGCUAUGUAUCAUUGGAACGUGUGAGGAAAUGAAACCCAAACAACAGAUAUGGUCAGAUAAAAAUGGGCUGUGUUUCAAGUGAUAAUAUAUGACAUGUUUUAUAAACUUUCUUGUCUUGGUAGUUUUAUUUUCAAUGUUUUUCAGCUUUCCUUCUAUUAUUAAUCAAGAAUGUAUGUGUCUAAUUCCCAGAUAGCCACUGGAGCACUUACAUUUACACAAACAAUUGAAGAAAAGACCAGCAACAACCAUCUCCUCAUCAAUUCAAGAUUUUGCAUAUUCAACACAAUAUUAUAGCUGUAGAGCUUUAUCAGAGGCCAUGCCAAGCAAGCGAAAGAUGCCCGUGAUCAAUAUAGAAGAUCUGACAGAAAAAGACAAAUUGAAGAUGGAAGUGGACCAGCUCAAGAAAGAAGUGACACUGGAAAGAAUGCUGGUAUCCAGGUGCUGCGAAGAGGUCAGGGAUUAUGUUGAAGCAAGGUCCGGGGAGGAUCCGCUAGUAAAGGGCAUCCCAGAAGACAAAAACCCCUUCAAGGAGCUCAAAGGAGGCUGCGUGAUCUCAUAAAAACAAAACAGACGUCCUUGCAACAUCUUGAGCUUCAAUGACAAUAUGAAUUUUUGGUCAUGUAUAAUACUAUUAUUAAGCAUGUACAUUAAUUUUUCAAUUUAUAAAUGUCAACUUUUAAUUUCCAAUGUAAACGACCCCUUUCUUGAGCAGCGGUUACUGUGCUUUGUGAAUGGGCCUGUAUUACGUUGGCUGCCCACAUGUAGUUAAUGGUUUAUGUCCCUUCACUUCCCUGUCAACAGUCAUUGUAUUGCACCUGGAGAUGUCACGCUUAGACUUCUGUUUUUCCCAGCCUUUCUCUUGCUUACUGAUUUAGGAAGCCUGUUCUUUUGAUUCAUGCAACUGACCUUUGCAGAACGUGUGCUGUGAAGAUUUUUGUUGUUGAUGUUUUGUUUUCUGUUUCUCUCUCUCUCUCUCUCUCCACCCCCGGUCAGCAGUAGUGGUUUCCACAUAACCUCUUCCUACAUUCCAACCAGUUCUAGUUGUCCCCGGUGAUGUGACAUUUUCCCAGAAUGGACUGAGCGUUCAGUCUAUGGUCACGGAGCACAGUAGGUUUAACCAGCACCAGGAUGAAGAAUGCGAGAAGCCAGAGAGCUCUGGCUCUGGCGCUCUACUGCCUAACUGACUUUGGAUAAAUUCUUUAACCUUUCUGAAUCUCAGUUUCUUCUAGUGUAGGAUCAGGAUAAUCAUGGUGCUAUCCCCUUUUUCACUGGGAUUAACUAUUGUACUAGGGUGACUAUAGCACUUAGCAUAUUGGGCACAUAGUAAGGCCCAGUAAGUAUUAGUAUUAUUACUGGGAAAGGAAUUAGACAAAAAUGCCUAGAAUCCUUUAAUAAGACACAUGCUAUUCCAUCCCAGCCCCGUGAUGGCUUUCCUGCGGCAGUGUAAAGGCAAGAUGAUUGAAAAAUAGCCAUCGUCAAAAAUAGCCAUCGUCAGCAUUACCCUGCUCUUCGGUUUCCUCCUGGCACCAUAGUGAGUUUGCCGACACCGGAUUUGUGCUAAAGACUAACGCCUCUGCUUCUGUAACAAAUGACAAGUGUUCAUGGCCCCCCUGGGAAACUGUUUUUGUUGUGAGUGUUCCCUUGUUACUCUAUCACAUUCACAGUGCUAUUUUUGAAUAUCUGUGAUCAGAAAUGCUAAUUUAUUAUCAUCCGUUGAGAAAGAUAAGAAUUCCUAGUCUUUGGCCUGGAAGGGAAUCUAAAGGUCUGCUGUCCCGAGUUUGGCUCCCAGCACAGUGCACGCCCACUCUGGGUGUAGUAAAUGCUCAACAAAGACCUAAUGACUCUUGUCCAAGCCUUUCAUUUUGGAAUGAAGAAAACCAAGGCUUAACGAAGUGAACUGGUAAAUCUUGCAGGUCCAGACUCUGGAUUUCUGGCUAAAUGGUUAGCAACACACUCUACCACAUGUCAAACAUGCUUUGGGUAUUAAAGAUUUCCAGGAUAUGCUACUGGAGUCUCAUCUCUUUUUCUUUAGGAAAAGCUCUUUUCCCCGUGUUUAAAAUUCCAAAAACC
Miniopterus natalensis is the source of this 2285-nucleotide messenger RNA. RefSeq names its product G protein subunit gamma transducin 1 (gene GNGT1). Lineage: Eukaryota; Metazoa; Chordata; Mammalia; Chiroptera; Miniopteridae. Gene Ontology annotation, molecular function: G-protein beta-subunit binding. Gene Ontology annotation, biological process: G protein-coupled receptor signaling pathway. The record is from RefSeq and is a predicted model, not a curated record. Gene Ontology annotation, cellular component: heterotrimeric G-protein complex.